AUGGACUUGCCCAGCCGAAUUCUUAACGCUCUCUCAGCAGUGGACGGCUCAAUUAUUUCGUCGGACAAGUUUCCUGAAGUAUUAUCUACAGAAAUUAAAAGUGCACUGGACAAAUUAUCAUCACGGUCCAUGGUUUGUUAUGAAACUCUUGAUAGGGAUGAAGUAGUCCUCGAGCCUGAAGCGUUCGAGAUAGAAUCUCAAGGAAGUCAUGAGGCCCGAGUUUUCGAUGCUUUGCGUAACUCAGUUGACGGCCUUACGUUGUCAGAACUUGAGAUAGCUGUAGGAGACAAAAAUGCCGUUAAGGUCGGGCAGGGCAAAGCAUUUCGUUCAAAAUGGAUCGCGAAGGGCAAAGACGGCAAAUUUGUUGCAGCUCUCGACUCCAUAGAAGACAAUACUCGGUUACAGCUCCAAACGAUACAGCAAACCAAGUCGCAUUCUGAUCAAAAAGUUAUCAUGGAUUUGAAAAAACGCAAGUUAGUGAGACUGCAAAAAAUAACUAGCUUUAGUAUUCGAAAGGGUCCGAAAUUUGCCUUGCAAAUCUUAAAGGAGGAGACAGAUCUUACUGCAGACCUGUUGGUAUCUGGAGCAUGGAAGACGGCGGCAUUUAAACCGUAUAAUUUCAACUCGCUCGGGUCAGUUCAAAAUGCCGGGGCUCUACAUCCACUGAACAAAGUGCGGCAAGAAUUCCGCCAGAUCUUCUUUGAGAUGGGGUUUGAAGAGAUGCCCACUAAUCGUUUUGUGGAGACUGGAUUCUGGAAUUUCGAUGCCUUGUUCGUUCCACAACAACAUCCUGCACGAGAUCUACAAGAUACUUUUUACAUCUCAGAUCCUUUAAUUGCCGAUAAGCCUCAUGCAGAGAGUGUACAAGAUAACUCGAACUAUGAAGAAUAUUGGGAGAACAUACGUAGUGUUCACCAAGAAGGUAAGUAUGGCUCAAUAGGUUAUAGAUAUCCCUGGACCGAAGAUGAGUCGCUUCGGCUAGUUCUUCGAACUCACACGACAGCAAUCUCAACUGCUAUGCUUCACAAGCUGGCGGCAAUUAAAGGACCUGAUGGAAGACCACCUCCGGCCCGAUAUUUCUCAAUCGACCGAGUAUUUCGAAACGAAACGGUAGACGCAACCCAUCUCGCCGAAUUUCACCAGGUUGAGGGUGUGAUUGCAGAUUACGGACUAUCUCUUGGUGGCCUAAUGGAAUUUAUGGAAAUAUUCUUUGCGAAGAUGGGCAUACGAGAUUUAAAAUUCAAGCCAGCUUAUAAUCCUUACACGGAACCUAGCAUGGAGAUAUUCAGUUUCCACAAAGGUCUUAACAAGCUCGUAGAGAUCGGUAAUAGUGGAAUGUUCCGACCUGAAAUGCUAGAACCUAUGGGCUUGCCAAAAGAUAUGCGCGUUUUCGGCUGGGGAUUGAGCUUAGAGCGGCCAACAAUGAUUAAGUACAAGGUGAACAAUAUCCGAGAGCUGCUAGGUCAUAAAGUAGACUUGUCGUUUAUAGAAAGGAAUCCUGCUGUCCGGCUAGAGAAAGAUUAA
Messenger RNA from Blumeria graminis f. sp. triticale, 1524 nucleotides. The record is from the annotation of a GenBank genome assembly. NCBI's taxonomy places the organism in Eukaryota, Fungi, Ascomycota, Leotiomycetes, Helotiales, Erysiphaceae.